Daucus carota subsp. sativus is the source of this 495-nucleotide messenger RNA. NCBI's taxonomy places the organism in Eukaryota, Viridiplantae, Streptophyta, Magnoliopsida, Apiales, Apiaceae. The record is from the annotation of a RefSeq genome assembly.
AUGCCAUUCGGAAAAAGUAUUCUACAGAGGGAAAGCCUGUUACGAGUAAGUGGAGAGGAAAGAUCUCCAGAGAUUCUUAUCUCAUUCCAUUCCAGUGGCUCAACCAGUAACCAAUGGCGAAAACUCAAAAAUCCAUGGUUUCCCGGUAGAACCCUAUUUCGCCCAAGUUGUUUCGGAACCGGAAAAAAGAAGCGGUUUUUCGCACAGCUUGCUCAUAGUGCAGGUCCCACUUGUAUAUCGUAUUUGGCCGAAGAAGCAUCGGACAGGUUGGAGUUCUUACCUUCUUGGGACUCCAUGGACCAAGAUCUGCUUUUAUUAUAUGGGCAAUACCGAUCUACUUUCACUUUAGUAGAUCAUAUGGAUGUAGAAAAAACUUAUCAUUUUGAUGAAUUGGAAACAUCUCUUUUCAAUUUCUAUUUACCUAGUUCAUAUCUUUGUUUCGUGUGUUCCCGGGAGGAAUUAAAUCUCUUAAAUCUCGGGAUACCACCUAAAUAA